Molecule: messenger RNA, 1875 nt
Organism: Capra hircus (goat)
Lineage: Eukaryota; Metazoa; Chordata; Mammalia; Artiodactyla; Bovidae
Gene: TTC32
Product: tetratricopeptide repeat domain 32
Exons: 3
Coding region: 223-1059 (278 amino acids)
Molecular function (GO): protein binding
Source: RefSeq, a predicted model, not a curated record
UCUACUCACAAUUUAGUCAGUAAAAUUUAGAGGAAAACUGAGGUAUCUACACACCCACUAUAAUAGCUAGGAUCGAAACUGACAAACGUUGGUGAAGAUACGGAGUAACUGAAAGGCCAAUGCAUUGCUGGUGGAAAUGCAAAGUAGUACACCCAGUCUGGAAAAACUGAAGUUUAGAAAUUCCCUGUAUAUUCUGGAAAUAUACAUGUACAGUGUGUGUGCAUGUACCCGCCCCCUGCCCCCCUUCCCCCAUUCGCUGUAACGAAGGGCAGGCUCCUUGCAUCAUCUGACCACGUCCUUAGAAAACAGUUUGGGAUUACCGAGCUACUGCUCUUUUGGAGAUCAGGCAAGUGGGGCCAGCACCUACAGCAGAAUUACACUGGAAAAGGUUCCGUCUGUUCAAGCUUUCGUGAAGCACCUGAGCCUUCCGCCAGGAACGUCACUGAUCUCGCGAGACGACGGGUCCUCGGAGGACACAAAAUUCCCCGGCUGCUAGGGCCAAGGGUUUUUGCCUUGUUAAAUUCCAACGGGCGGAAGUGGCUGUGGGUUGUCGCCUCUAAUCGCUCAGAAAUCAACCCCAGUUCCACACGGAAAGCUAGGCCCCCGACCACCAUGGACGGGCAGCAAGGGCAGGAAAGUCCCGCAGUCCUAGCACUAGCCCAGGCUCAUUUCAAAAAAGGUGAAUACGCGGAGGCCGAGGCGCUGUACUCCGCUUAUAUUCGCCAGUGCGCCUGUGCGGCCUCGGAGGGAGCAGCACACCUGAGCAAAUGCAGCCCUGAGGAUUUGGCUACUGCAUUUAACAACAGGGGGCAAAUCAAAUACUUCAGGGUUGAUUUUUACGAAGCCAUGGACGACUACACAUCUGCUAUAGAAGUCCAACCCAGUUUUGAAGUUCCAUAUUACAACAGAGGCUUGAUAUUGUAUAGGCUGGGAUACUUUGAUGAUGCUUUGGAAGAUUUCAAGAAAGUAUUAGACUUAAAUCCUGGAUUUCAAGAUGCUGUUUUGAGCUUAAAACAGACUAUUCUAGACAAAGAAGAAAAGCAAAGAAGAAAUUAUUGAACAUUUUAACUCAUGAUCCUAAUGGCUGGCAUCUCCUUGUCUCUAAUUGAAAGCUGGUGUUAAAAUGUUUUGAUUUAUAUUUAAGAUAAAGAGAUUCCUGCAUCAGCACUGAAAGUUAAAUGCUGUACUUGAGGUAAUUGAUUUUGGGUUGAGUAACUAUGUUGACUAGGUAUGCUUUUAUAAAGUGUAAAUAAUUAAUAAGAAUGUAUAAUUGUAUCAUAUUACAAUACAAUAUCUAAAGAAAUGUGUGGUAUUUUCUUCAGGAAAACUGUUUUGCUGUUUUUUAUUCCCAACUUUUUAUUUAAAAAUUUUUACCUCCGCAGAAAAUUGAAAGUAUGGUACAGUAAACACUUUUUGUUGUUAGCAUUGUGUCAUAUUUGCUUAUUCUCUGUAUUUAAAUAUAUAACUUUUGUGCUGAACUGUUUGAAAAUAAGUUGCAGAUAUCACCAUACUUUACCCUUAAAUAUUUCAGCGUGCAUUGUCUAAGAAUAGAGACAGCCUUCUUUAUAGCCACAACACCAUUAUAAUAUCUAAUAAAACUAAUAAUUCUAUAAUACCACCCAUGGCCAGCCCGUAUUUGACUCCCCAAUUGUUUCCAAAAUGUCUUGUGUAGACUUUUGUUUCUGGGAUCUGGAGUCAGGCAAGUUAACACUGCAUUCUGUUGUUAAGUCUCUGUGUGUUUUAAUCUGCACUAGUUGCCUCCUCAUUUCCUCCCCAUGGCAUUUUGAGAGUAAAGCUCUUUUAUAAAGCUAGGCUAGCGAGACAUAAUAUUUGGGCUUAACAAUAAACAUCUUUCAUGAGAGCCAUUUGAAAGAA